Molecule: messenger RNA, 2646 nt
Organism: Lathyrus oleraceus (garden pea)
Lineage: Eukaryota; Viridiplantae; Streptophyta; Magnoliopsida; Fabales; Fabaceae
Exons: 5
Coding region: 1-2646 (881 amino acids)
Biological process (GO): DNA repair; telomere maintenance
Molecular function (GO): DNA helicase activity
Source: RefSeq, a predicted model, not a curated record
AUGCUUCAGAUUCGCCCAAAUGAUCAAUCAAUGUUGUUAAAUGCGGGUCGACUGUUGCAACAAUAUGUUGUAGACAAUUAUGUCAAAAUUGAAUCAGGGAGAUUAAGGUGGAUUAAAGAGCACCAAAGUGAUAUACGUUCUGAAUUGUACCAAGGUUUACAUGAUGCUUUGCAUGUUGGUGAAACUAAUGCAGAGAACAUUGGAAAAAGAACAAUAUUGCCAUCACCAUUUAUUGGCGGUCGUCGAGACAUGACACAACGUUAUGAAGAUGGCAUGGCUAUUGUUCUUAAUGGCGGUAAACCAAAUAUUUUUCUAACAAUGACAUGCAAUCUUUCUUGGAGUGAGAUAACAUCAGAACUUUUGCCUUUUCAAACACCACAAGAUCGUCCAGAAUUGCUAACAAGAAUAUUUCGUUCGAAAUUUGAAAAAUUGAAGGACGAUGUUAUUAAUAAAGGAGUCUUGGGUAAAGUUAAAAGCUACAUGUAUGUCACUGAAUUUCAAAAGCGAGGACUGCCGCAUGUGUAUAUGUUGUUGGUCUUAGAAAGUAACGAUAAGUUGCGUGACCCAAAAGAUUAUGAUAGUAUGGUAAGAGCAGAAAUACCUAAAUUAGAAUGUGAACCACAGUUGUAUGAAGCUGUUGUAAGACAUAUGAUCCACGGACCUUGCGGCAUAAUCAACCGAAAGUCUCUAUGUAUGAAAGACGGACAUUGUAAAAAAAGGUAUCCCAAACAUUUCUUGGAUGAAACACGUCAAGGCACUGACUCAUAUCCCGAGUAUAGGAGAAGGUUUGAUGAGUCUGUAUCGUUAGGUAGAGAUAGGUCUAUUGAUAAUAGAUGGAUUUGCAGUAGCAUUAAAAGUAUCAAGUAUCUAUACAAAUAUGUGUACAAGGGCCCUGAUCGUGUGGCUAUGGAGGUUCAUAAAGGAUCAUACAUGGAUGAAGUUCAGCAAGAUGGAUUUGUGCUCCCGAGGCAUUAUGGAAAAUAUUUCGAUUCACUUUUUACUGAUUAUAUCCUUCGGUUGAAAGAUUGCAGAUCCACUUGCCGAACCGCCAUCAAGUGCGCUUUUAUGAUCAUCAGCAAAUUGCAGAUGUGUCCAACCAGUUGGGAAUAUCUUCUUACAAAUAAUGGCAUCACUUUCAGUACAUUCAAAAAAUCAGCCGAGGAUAGGGGAUUUCUAGAGACUGAUCAUAGUAUUCGUGGUUGUCUGGUUGAGGCUACGAGUCUCCGAAUGCCAUAUGCUUUACGAAGGUUAUUCGUGACGAUUUUAAUAUUUUGUGAACCUACUGAUGUUAGAGGCCUUUGGAAUGAGUUUUUUACACAUAUGGUAGAGGAUUAUCAAACAGCUAACAAUGUUGUGGAAUCAUACUUAACUAAUAUGUUGUUGAAGGACUUGAAUGAACUCCUAAACCUGCACGGUAAAAAGAUUGAAGAUUAUGAUCUCCCAUAUUUACCCCCUAAUACAAUAGACAGAGGUGCAGUUCCAAGUAUCAAAGAAGAGGAGUUAGCGAUCGAUAUCCCCAAUGAAGAUAUUGAAUCUAUUGCUAACUUAAAUAAUGAUCAAAUGAUUGCAUUAAACACCAUUAUGAAUGUAAUUGUUCAAAAACACAGUGGGGUAUUUUUUGUUGAUGGUCCAGGAGGAACAAGUAAAACAUUCCUUUAUAGAACAUUAAUGGCAAGUUUAAGAAGUAGAGGAGAAAUUGUCUUAGCAACUGCAUCAUCUGGUAUAGCUGCAACAUUGUUACCCGGUGGUAGGACUGCACACUCUCGAUUUAAGAUACCUAUUGAUAUACAACCGAGUUCCAUUUGUGGUAUUCAAAAGCAAAAGGAUCUUGCAAAUCUCAUUAGAGUUGCUGCCGCAAUAAUUUGGGAUGAAGCACCAAUGACAAAUAAAAAUUGUUUGGAAGCCUUAGAUCGAUCAUUACAAGACAUUUGUAGCAACAAUGCUCAAUUUGGUGGAAAAGUUCUGAUCAUGGGGGGGGGGGAUUUUCGUCAAGUUCUUCCUGUUGUAAGAAAAGGUACUAAGGCACAAAUGAUUUCAGCGUGUAUUGUUCAGUCUCAUUUAUGGAAUCAUACCAAGAUUUUGCCUUUGCGUCACAAUAUGGGAUCAUUGCAUGAUCAAGAGUUUGCAGAAUUUCUUAUUCGCAUUGGUGAUGGUGUUGAACCUACCAAACUAGAUGACAUGGUGAGGUUACCUUUACAUAUUGCAAUCCCAUGGGAAGGUGAACAUUCCAUACAAGUACUUAUCCAACAUAUUUUUCCUAAUUUAGAAUUGCAUGGUUGGGAUGCCCCAUAUAUGGUACAAAGAGUUAUUUUGACACCAACAAAUGAUGAUGUCCAAAAAUUGAAUGAUAUGAUUAUUGAUCAGUUUCCAGGAGAAGAACAUAAUUUGUUAUCGUUUGACGAGGUUGAAGGAGAUAAUCAUAAUUUACACCAGCAAGAAUUCUUAAACUCAAUUGCACAAGGUAGUUUGCCACCACAUAUUCUAAAGAUAAAAAAGGGUGCACCAUUGAUUUUGUUACGAAAUCUAGAUCCUAGAUAUGGAUUGUGUAAUGGGACCUGGUUAUUAUGUCGUGGUUUAUUUAUGAAUAUGUUGAAUGUGGAAAUCUUGACAGGAAGCAACACAGGAAAACGUGCUUUUUUUGCCUAG